AUGAAUUUUACAUCCUCUGCUUUGCCAAAUUUCCAUAUGAAUUCGCAAAGUAGUAAAAGAGAAGAACGUCUUCCUGCAGUGAAACGCCUAUUUGAGUCUAUUGAUCACUCGGUAGCAGGAUCCGGCAAUAAGUUGUUAUCCACCUCUUCGCAGCAACCACAGCUGCCUACUCCCCCUGAGCUAUUACAUGAUUCAGAAGAAGAUGAUGAGGAAUCGCUUUCCACACCUUCUUUAUCUUUAUCGCCCAAGCAGUCUUACAUGAAAGAUCAACAAAUCAAUAUUCGUCCAAAUUACAAUAAAAAUAGAUCGUAUUCGCAUAGUUAUGUCCGCCCUCUUAUAUCAUUUUCCCAACAAGCACGCCAACAACAGCAGCAGCGUCACCGUAGAAAAUCUGUUCCUUACAAAUCUCCUUCAGUUGUUCUGGACCCGUUCCAGGCGUCUUUAUUUGACAAAAGUAUCGUAUUUCAACUGAAUGUACUACCUCAUAAUAGCAACAAUCAUCAGUCAACAAUUAUUAGCAGUAGUACUACCGCUAAUGCAGUAGCGGAAACAGUGCCGAUGAUGAUGAAUCCUGCUCAAAAAGGGAUUAGCCGGUCUCCAUCUUCCAAUCAAACCUGUCCAGAUUGCGGAGAUGCAUGUGACUUUAAAUGUACAUCAGAAGUGAUCUGUGGGCAAUCCCUCUUAUCAGCUCUCCGUAAAAGGGUCGCUCAUGCCCGUACUUUACAGCAACAACAACAACAGCAGCAACAACAAGAAGCGUCAUUAUUACAACCACGCUUGUUACGUCGAAAACGUACGCGUGCCGCUAGUAUUAUUGAAAUUCCUCGAUCGCACCGUCGUAGCAGUGCUUCUUCUGAACACAGUAACAUCAUCACUACCACCACCACCACCACCACCACCCACACCGCCAACGCCGCUACGACGACUACUCCUACUGCUACAGCAGAUCAUCACACAAUAGAUUCAUCGGACGAUAUUCAACAUUAUCAAGAAAAUAACCACCAGUAUCAUCAUUAUGGUCCUCCUCCUGCAGCUACAGCUCCAGCAAAUGUCAUCUAUCCUAAUCAACAACAACAUCCUACAUGGAUAGAACAUGAACAAUACCCUUCGUUUUAUUCAGGGCAAGAAAACACGAGUGCCAAUGAAGAUCAGCAUCAAACAAAACGUUUCAAAAAGAUACCCACCACCCCCCGUCGCCAAUCAAGCCAUGGUGUCUCCUCAGGUCGUCCUUCGCGUGUUAAAGGACCUUGUCAAGCUUGUCAAGAGGCUUCUGAUGGUUGUAUGCGUAAAGCUUUCGAUUGGCCAUUCCCUGCUAGUCAAGCAUUCAACGAUAAAGGAAAGCCUUUUGUAUAUCUUUGCAAUAAAUGUGGAUUAAGAUAUAAUAAAAGUGGCGGCUGUGUUUGCCGUCAUUGUCGUUGGGUCUUUUGCAAGGAAGAGAAAAGAAAGGCAUUGCAACAUAUCGAAGCGAUGCGUAGAAACCGCCCUGACGGUUAUGUGGACCCUGACGAAGAUAUCGAAAACUUUGUCUGCAGCCCCAAAUAUUGGACAUGUGGUAAACCCUGGAAGGUCGGAUGGGUUCUGAACAAUGUUGAAGAGGAAGAAGAAGAAGCGGCUAGUAUGAACAAUGCCACUACUGUCUCCACGCCUGUUUCCGUACAUGUAUAA
This is a messenger RNA of Mycotypha africana, 1665 nucleotides long. RefSeq lists its product as uncharacterized. The record is from RefSeq and is a predicted model, not a curated record. NCBI's taxonomy places the organism in Eukaryota, Fungi, Mucoromycota, Mucoromycetes, Mucorales, Mycotyphaceae. The transcript is spliced from 2 exons. The coding region runs from base 1 to 1665 and encodes 554 amino acids.